AGAAGGAGGAGAAGAAUAAGGACGACGAGGAGGAGGAGGAGGGAGGAGGAGGGGGAGGAGCGAUGUUUUUUUCUGCCGCAGCCCUGGCUGGCAGCGCCAUGCCUCGCCUGGCCUGCUCUCCUGGCAUGGGCAGGCGAGCCACACGACCCUACACGUUUCCAUGGUGCCACGCGUCCGCGCUGCUGCUCAUUGCAAGCCUCGCUCCCACAGGGCAGCACGCUCCCGACUGUGCAAGGGGAGCGGUGGGCCCUGUCUGGGGCGGGCUCGCCCUGGCACAGCGCCAGAAGCUCGCGUCCAGGCUCGCAGAGAGUAGGCGGGUAACAGCGGGAGGGGGGGAGAAGGAGGACGAGGAGGGAUCGAUGCGGGCCUCCUGUCAUGGGACCUCCAGGAAGGAGGGAGACUGGAGAGAGAGCAGCUGCUAUUCGCCAUGGCCCCCUCUGGUCUGGGAGCAGGGUGAGCCUGCGGCGAAAGAGCACGGGUCGCUCUCGGACAGAGACGCAUGCCGAGCCAUGCAUUCUGUACGCGCGCACUGUUGGCGCGGGUGGACGGCGAAUGUGAGAUCCGAGCUCGAAUCGAGCUCCGCCGAGCGGGACCUGCCAUCGCUCGGACGUCCAUUCCCCGAUGCUCAUCGAUGGUCUACGCCGAGGAAACAUGCACACGUCCGAGCGAUGCCAAGGGGAGAGCAUCUCCUGUCGCGAUGCGCCCCGUGCGCCCCGCUCCAUCCUGGCAGGGACUGCUGGCGCGGCCGUGCAGGGCAUAGAGUUGUGGAUGCCAUGACAAUGGACACUCUAACAAUCCUAUCAUUGAGUUAAAUAUGCGUUUAACAUGUGUAACACAUGUUCUAAACAUGUUUCAAACAUGAUGUUUUACAUAUUAAAAGCCAUGUCCGAGACAUCUUCUAGACAUCUGGAAGCUAUUUGGCAACACGCUUCCUCUCCAUUCAUCGACUUCCUCAAGCAUGGAGGCGGAGCCGAAUGCGCACACAGCAACGAGCGCAGCGUGACCGUCCAGAGGGGGGCAGCCGUCUGGAGGCCCACGUCUUGGUGGACGUGGCCUGCUGGCCCAGCCAGGAGCCGAGCAGAAGCAGGGACCCCUUUUCCCUGCCACCGUUCGGGCGUCCGUUCCCCGUGCACUCUCCGGUCUCGUGCGCUGUUUUGUUCGCGAGCUGAGUCAGGGUGCUCCUCGAUG
Molecule: messenger RNA, 1188 nt
Organism: Prorocentrum cordatum
Lineage: Eukaryota; Dinophyceae; Prorocentrales; Prorocentraceae
Source: the annotation of a GenBank genome assembly